Molecule: messenger RNA, 1146 nt
Organism: Lasiosphaeria miniovina
Lineage: Eukaryota; Fungi; Ascomycota; Sordariomycetes; Sordariales; Lasiosphaeriaceae
Exons: 1
Coding region: 174-668 (164 amino acids)
Source: RefSeq, a predicted model, not a curated record
GCUUGCCCGAACCGGCCAGUUCCAGCGGGGCUGAUGCCCCCGGAAAUGAGACUGAUAUCCUGCGUGAUGGCGUCGGACUCGUGGUCGCGCCUGCUGUUAUCACCCGCAUCGCUGGGGAAGGCGAACCGCACUUUUCGAAGUGGGGGAGUUGCUGGUUGAGCAAGGACAGGCUGAUGAGACGGUGGAGGCGGCUGGGGAUGCUCCAAGUGUUCGUCAGUUGGCGAAUAUGUCGAGUACGCCUCAGGCCCACGGAGCAUGUUGCGGGCAAUGUACAUGUCUCGACGCAGCAACUCUUUCCUCAGCUGCUCGGUUUCGUGUUUAGCCUGGCCGAGCUCGGUGUUGAUGGCUUUCAUUCUCUUUUGCGCCCGGAGGAACUGGGCGUGUAUGACCCACCAGCCGAUUGCGAAAGAAACUGCCACAACGACGACGGUGACCCCAAUGACUGCAUCAGGCACGUUCCAGUGGUUUCCGCUUGUAGGCGAGGGCUGAGGCUCUGUCGCUGGCUCCUGGCGUGGAUAGUGGGUGGGGAUCCUGUGGGCGAACAUGUUGUCGGCGGCAAGACUUGGGUUGUUUCUAGUCACUGUUUCCAGUCACUGUUUCCUGUCAAGUGCGGCUGUGGUGGUGGCUGGAGGAUCCGAGUGCGCUCGCUUGGGUUUAAAUGGAGCUGACGACAUGGCUGUUCACGAGACGAGGGUCUCAGAAUUAGGGUAAAUAAUAAGACCAAAAGUAUAGAAGACAAAGAAGUGGAAGUCAAGACAAUUGCCUUGGUGUUCAGUAAGGUGGCUCCUUACCAAGAGCCCAAACAAAGAACUUGCCUAGACACCAAGUCAACUCCUAGAACACGGCCCUUUAUAACAAUGGAUAGCGCACCGCCGCCGUCCAACUACUAGGACUAGGUAGCGUUCACGAUAGUUUAAUAAUCCCCAAAUAUUUACCAGCGGGAGACUUUCUAAGAUAUGGAAAGCCUUGGCACUCUACGGCUUGUUCAAAAGAAUUUCCGAGAAAAGAGGCGGUAACUCUUAGAACGCCUAGUCUAGAAUCCUCGAGGCGUAUUGCUCUCUUAGAAAUACUAUCCAAUUAGCGAUUUGACUCUAGACGUAUCGAUAACUCUUAUUGAGAUACCAUGCCUAGAUACGUUACUUUGGU